Molecule: messenger RNA, 1396 nt
Organism: Daldinia vernicosa
Lineage: Eukaryota; Fungi; Ascomycota; Sordariomycetes; Xylariales; Hypoxylaceae
Product: Apc15p protein-domain-containing protein
Exons: 2
Coding region: 105-1241 (378 amino acids)
Biological process (GO): anaphase-promoting complex-dependent catabolic process
Cellular component (GO): anaphase-promoting complex
Source: RefSeq, a predicted model, not a curated record
CGAAAUGGUCGCUAGCUCGGCACGUCAUAGAACCGCCAAUUGCAUUUAGUCGCGAAUCCCCCCCCUUGUCCUGUUCUCCUGUUCCUAAUCCGAGUUCGACUACCAUGCUGUCCCUCCUCCCGGACCUAACACCACGCGAUUCGCACUCGCUAUGGUACACCUCCUCCCGCAACCCCCUCUCGAGCUUCGCGUACGAUGCAAACCCUCAGCAGCCACAACAGCAGCAGCAGUUGCAGCAGGACAGCUCCUCCGGGAACCCCCACGGGGCUAAUAACCACCGCCGCGGGGCCCAUCUGGUUGAGCGGUCGCCGCUCGCACGCCUACGCGCUGACGAGCAGAACCUCGAGCGCCGCCGUCUAAACGUCGCUAACUUCGGUAGCGCAUGGCUCAAGCCUCCUGGCAUUCCCAAGACCCUGCACCAGCUGCGCGAGGAGCGCCGCGAGGCCGAAGAGCACCAGGAAGCAUUGCGUCGCGAGCAGCUGGCCCAGGAACUCGCCGAGGCUGAGGCCGCGGGCGUUAACGCCGUCGAAGCCGAUCUCGACGUGCAGGGCGACGAUGGGGUUAUGGACGACGUGCAAUUAGACGGAGCUAGGGACUUGGACGAAGACAUCCCUGAGGCGGAUGCCGACUUUGGUAUCGGAUCUGAUGAUGAGGAUGAAGAAGAUGAAGAUGAUAGUGACGAUGAUGACGACUCUGAAGAUGAUUCUGAAGAUGACGACGAUGAUGACCCAGAGCAAAGGGCAGCACAUGCGCAGCAGCAGCUCAUGGCACAAAGGAUGAGACAAGCCGACGACGCAUUUCGCGAAUCAGGGCUUCGCGGCCGAGAUAGCAAUUACUACGGUGUCGACGACGAAGUAGACGACGAAGACCAAGCCCAGAUGAUCGAGGAAGACGACCUAAUCGGUCACGGAGACGGCGCGGACAUGGACAUGGACGCCGACCUCGACGAUGAUAUCCCCGAAGCGGAGGACGGAGGCUAUGAGCACACGGACUCUGAGGCGGAUAUGAGCAGCGACGAAGAAGAUGACCAACCCGAGAUGAGCUUUGCCGCACAGGCAUCUCAGCAGGCGUCCCAGCAGGCGUCACAACAACAUAGGUACAGGCAUAGUCUAGCACGUAGCGACGCGACGCGACAUAGCCUCGCUAUUAGCGAUAUCCUAUCCCACGACGGUGACAGCAUCGGAAGCAGCCCGCAAUUCCAACGGCGAGGCAGCGGUCCCGCGCGUCGAGCUCGAGGUUGAAGAUUGGGCCUUGCUUGUAUUCAGACCACAUCUCAUCGCAUCACUUUGCAUCGCAUCUGCAUUAGUACCUUAAGAUACCCAUCCCCUUUUAUUGUUCUUCGUUCUUCCGCGCCGCCCCCCCUAUGGAGAAUCCGUAGCCAGCCAGCCAGCCAACC